AUGGCGACUCUCCAUUCUAUCUCGCCCCAAUUGAUCCGCAUAAGCGCCUGCCUUUUGGCACUCUACGACGACGAUAUCUGGCCAUGCUCGGCGACAAUCUCAACACCAGCAGGGGGUCAAGCAAAAUGCGAUGGAGUCAAACCAGUCUGUGGACCAUGUCGUCGCCAUCCGAAAGAGGACGAGUGUGAAUACUCGGAUGGCCCUGGUCGCUCACGGACAAAAGCUCUUGAAGACCAGGUUUCUCGUUUAGAGGCCCGGCUUCAAGAACUCGAAAAUCCUGACGCGUCGACUCCUUCCGUCAAACUUCACGACCCUUACGCCCACUAUAACGAAACCCAGAGGAUAUCCAAAUCACCACCACUCUAUAUUCCGGCUGAGCCUACUAUGACCCUUGCCCCAUUGUCGCCCUUCUCUCCAACAUCGACAUCCUCGUCGCUUCCUUCUGGUAGGCACUGGAACACCUUCUCAGCCCUCCACGCAAACACUGAAUCAACAGGCUCGAGUGGACCCUCCACGUCUCCGAUUCGACCGCUGCCCGCGACAUCACCCUUCCUUGGCGCCGAAGAACCCUCCUUCCUUCUCAUCCAAAACUUACUGGAUAAAUUCCUUCCACACGCGGCCGAGUUUGGUUUCUUCCUCCAUGUGCCCACCUUCCGUUCGAGCACGCUGCUUUCCGCUCCCUUUGGACAUCCAUCGCGCCCAACUCCGGCGCUGUUGAGUGUCGUCUAUCUGUGGGGUGUACAUCUUUCUCAUUCGGAGGCCCUGCUCCUGCAGGAGCAGGCGUUUCUGACACGUGCACUCCAACAUGUCGCCACUGACAUGUUUGGAACACAUCCCAACCGAAUCCUCCACACCAUGCAAGCACAGGUGCUGCUCGCGUACUACUUCUUCCGCACUGGACGGUUCUUGGAGGCAAAAUGGCAGACGGGCUCUGCCAUUUCCCUGGCCUUGGGUUCUGGAUUCCACAAACUUCGCUCUGCCAACAUGGCACCGCCCGCAACAAUUGGACUCUCUCAUGAUGCGCCCGUGUACCUGGAUCUCCCUCAGACGAACCUCGAGGAAGGAGAGCGGAUAAACGGGUUUUGGGCCGUAUUCACCCUUCACAAGCUCAUUAGCGUCGCUUUGGAGCCCCCCUUCAAUGUCUGUGGGGCGCUGGAAGCUCCGGGCAUUCAGAUUGACGUCCCGUGGCCUUUGGAUAUGCCCCAGUACCUCGACGGUCUAUUAACGCCAGAAGUCAGGGGCAAUUCGACUCAACGUGAAUUCCAAGCAUUUGCAGCGGCGUUUCAAACCGUACAUCGCCUCAUCGAACAGUGCCGCGCCCAACUCCCCGCCAUUGCAGGGCACGAGAUCAGCGACCCGUCCCUUCGGACUCUCAUUUUAGCGCAUGCCCUUGUCGAUGCUGCGAUUAUCAAGCUCCACGGAAUCUUCGCGUACGCCGACUCGUCAUCCAAGCAACAUUGCCUCACUGCUGCGCGUAAUAUCAUAACAUGUGGCGGUGUCAACCUUGCGGAGGUUGGUUAUCUGAACCCUAUUAUGGGAACGCUGUGGAUGAUCGCAUGCCACGUUUUCAUUGACGAAGUUUCGCGAAUGAGGACGCAACAGCCGGCUUGGACUGAAAGCUCGACCUCCGCUGGUGGAGGGGACUUGACCGAGGAGGAGCUCAUGGAGUACUUGCGGAAUGGUUUGACGCACUUGAGUCUGUAUUCCGAGGACAACGUGUUGACGCGCUACCAACUCACCAAAGUGCAAGAGGCGUACUCUGCGAUCUGAACCCCUAUUCACCCUGGAUGAUUGGAAUGUCCACCACCUUUGGUUUCUUCUACGGACACUGCCCUGCCAUUUGGCACACCUUGACUUUCGUUUUCGCUUUCUCUUUGUUUUCUUGGCUUACUUCCAACCCAUGGAACCCUUUUUUUGGACGCCCCCCUCAUGACUCUGCUAUGAUUCACGAUACCACACAUUAUGUGAUACCGCCUUACCAGCAUCUGUAUGUUAGAUUCCUAUUCAUUGUCUCGCACAUGUAGUACUAC
Molecule: messenger RNA, 2030 nt
Organism: Coprinopsis cinerea okayama7#130
Lineage: Eukaryota; Fungi; Basidiomycota; Agaricomycetes; Agaricales; Psathyrellaceae
Exons: 8
Coding region: 1-1770 (589 amino acids)
Biological process (GO): DNA-templated transcription; regulation of DNA-templated transcription
Cellular component (GO): nucleus
Molecular function (GO): DNA binding; DNA-binding transcription factor activity, RNA polymerase II-specific; zinc ion binding
Source: RefSeq, a predicted model, not a curated record